CUCUCCUCCUACCUUACAAUUCAUUCUAGUCACUCUCUCCUUCUUCCUAAGGGUUUCAAUUCUACCUACUCUGUUUUCAAGGUUUACAAAGCUUCAAGCUUUCGUUUUCAAACUUCAGGAUCGAUUCUCUGCUUGUUGCUUUGUUUGUUAACCUUUUGCAAUUGGAUCAGUUAUUUGUGGAUGCAUGUUGUUGUUUGGUUGAUUAUUGAAUAAUAUCUGGAUAUUUGGAUUGCCCUGAGUUGAGUUGGCAAUGUACGUGGUUGGUUUGGGUCACUCAUUAACAACAUCAAGAACUGAUUGUGUUAGUUUUCACGAGUUUAGAACGUAUCAAUUGUCUACAAAAGGAAUAAUGUGUAUCCAUGCUGGCAAAGAGCAUUUUGGGUAAUCAAUUAUCUACAAAAGGAAUAUUGUGUAUAUCCAUGCUGGCAGAGAGCAUUUUGGGUAAUGCCCCUGACGAAUAUUGUUGCUGAUGCACUAGGCGUGUUGACAAUCUGCCUCGUAGGUCUUCUAGUCCUUCUCGGCUUAUUCUGCAUAAUAUAUUCCUUUUAUUUCCACACGCGAAUUCACAAUCAAGGUUAUAUUCAGCUAGACUAUUUCAGCAGCCCUUGGAUUGUUCGAAUCACGCUUAUCCUCUUCGCAAUCUGGUGGGGAUUCGGCGAGAUAGCUCGUUUAAAUUUUCUACGACGAGAGGGGAGAAUCUUAAAUGCCCUAAAUUUAAAAUGGCAGGAGUCUGUUUGCAAGGGUUAUAUCGUUUCGAAUCUGGGAUUUGCAGAGCCUUGCAUGUUCCUCACACUUGCAUUUCUUCUUCGAUCCUCACUGCAGAGGACAGAUUCAGGAACCCUAACCCAAAGAUGGAAUGGAAAAACAGCUGUCUAUGUUCUGUUGUGUUGCUUCCCGCUCCUUGUUCUUCAGCUCGGAGUUAUAUUGCUCGAUCCAGAAUUUAACCCAAAAGAGAAAAGUAAGGUCUUUUUCCGCAAGUUACCUUCUUAUUUCACUAGUGCAGUUUCAUCGAAGAAUAGUGUUGUUUUCUGCAUUUACCCAUUGUUUAGUACUGCUUUCCUUGGACUUUUCGCAAUGGUAUUAACUACUUACUUUAUCUGGAUUGGGAGGAGAAUUGUGAAACUGGUGAUCAAUAAGGGUCUGCAGAAGAGAGUAUACACAUUGAUAUUCUCAAUUUCGUGUCUACUUCCAUUAAGGAUUUUGUUCCUUGGUUUAUCUGUUGUGUCUGAACCUGAAAAGAUCUGGUUUGAAGCGUUCUCUUUCUUGGCUUUUCUUUCACUUCUUUGCUGUGCUGGGGUGAACAUCUUCUUGCUUGUGUAUUACCCAAUUGCGGAUUCUUUAGCUUUGAGGAGGAGUUUGCAGGAUGUAGAAGUGUCGUCGUCUAGUUAUGGAAAUCAUCAUGACACAGUUUCACUAAUUGCUAACCAAAGUUAUCAUCCUGUUGAAGAAAUUGGCAAUCGUGGGAGAAACUUUAACAAUUCGUCUGGAAAAUGUGAAUCUAUUGAAGAAGAAGAAGAAGUUGGAGGUGGUUUUGUGGAACUGAGUCUUUUCUGUCCUAGUGGGCAUCCGAGUCCUCCAGAUUCACCUCAAUUACAUGGUUGGCCAAUGGUUCAUUCUAAUUGAAAUGAAAAGACCUUUUUUUUUGUUUCUUUUUUUUUAUCUGUAAAGUUUUUAGUGUUUUGAUAAUGAAUAAGGAUUGCAAAAUUUUUGGUUUUGAAUUUUGUUGAAGAAAGAUAAUUUUACUUUGGA
Impatiens glandulifera is the source of this 1749-nucleotide messenger RNA. RefSeq lists its product as uncharacterized. The transcript is spliced from 2 exons. The coding region runs from base 445 to 1623 and encodes 392 amino acids. The record is from RefSeq and is a predicted model, not a curated record. Lineage: Eukaryota; Viridiplantae; Streptophyta; Magnoliopsida; Ericales; Balsaminaceae.